CUACUUUAACGGUAUUCUCUAUAAACACUACUAGACUACUUUAACUUAAUUCCACCAUGUCUACUGAAAAUAAAGAGGAUACCGGUAGCUAUGUUUCUCCAGCUAUUAAUUUACCGACAUUGGAUCAAUUGAAGACUAUAUCAAAAGAUCUGGGAUUCCAGCUUACAGAUGAGGAAUUAUUGCAACACCGCGAACAUAUGAAAGGUGCUCAGAAGGCAUACCAGAGAGUCAGCGAGCUUGUGGAACCAACACUUGAAGUUAAAUACCCAAGAACACCCGGCCAUCGCCCUAAAAAUGAUAAGAAUGAUAAUCCGAACAAUGCAUGGGCGUGGAGAACUGAUAUACAAGGCGCAAAGGAGGGCAAGUUGUACGGUCGUACGGUUGCCAUAAAGGACAGCAUCGCAGUGGCAGGAGUCCCUAUGUCAAACGGUGGUAAAAUAUUCCAAGGCUAUGUUCCUGAAUUUGACGCAACUUGUGUCACUAGAGUGCUGGAUGCAGGUGGUAGAAUUACAGGCAAGAGUCAGUGCGAGGAUAUGACAUUUUCUGCCAAUAGUUUCACUUCUCCUUUUCCUGUCACCAACCCGGCUGAUCCUACACGAUCCUCUGGAGGUUCUUGUUCAGGUUCAGGAGCCUUGCUUGCCAAUGGGCAAGUAGAUCUAGCAGUAGGUGCUGACACAGCAGGGUCGAUUAGAGUACCAGCGAGCUGGUGUGGUAUUGUCGGUUUCAAACCUACCUAUGGACUUGUACCAUGCAGCGGUGCAUGCUUCUUGGAUCCUACACUCGAUCACAUUGGGCCAAUGGCUCGCACGGUGGACGAUUGUGCCCUGUUACUAGAGGUGUUGGUCGGGUAUGAUGGGUUUGAUUCAACGACGCUAUCAGAUCGACCAGUUCAAGAAUAUUCGAGGCUUGUGACGAAGGGUGUUGCCGGUUUAAAGGUUGGCUUUCUCAAAGAAGGGUUUGAAGGUUGCGAGUCUGACGUAGAACAGGUUGUCAAGACAACAGCUGAUAUGCUCCGCAACGCUGGUGCAACUGUUGAAGAUAUCUCCCUACCGAUGCACAAAGACGCGAUGCCUUUGUUUCAUGCUCUGACUGAAGGGAUUUAUAUCCAGUCGUUUUAUGGAGGAAGUAUGGGAAAGAGUUUUUACCCCAACUCAAUCACUGACCACUACCGAAAAGCAAUUAAAACAAGGCCAUUUGACUUACCAAUAACUCGGCAGGCAAAUGCGCUUUGGGGUGAAUUCACGAAGCGAUUUUACGAUGGCAAGUUUUAUGGAAAAGCCCAAAAUCUUUGCAAGGCUCUUACGGAUGAAUAUAACAGAGCUUUGGAGAAGGUUGAUGUUUUGAUUAUGCCAACGUGCAAUUACAAAGCGCCGAAACUACCAGAAUCGUCCAUUGGUAUCGAUGAGUUGCUUAGUGAAGGGAUAUCUAUGGUAAAGAAUACAGUUGCCGCAAACAUCACUGGCCACCCCGCAAUCUCGAUUAACGUCGGCUACUCAGAGGGUUUACCAGUUGGUGCCUUGAUAACAGGACGACAUCAUGAAGACGCCAUUGUCCUGCGAGUAGCCAAAUCUUUGGAGAGCGGACUUAGAUCGUCAUAGGCUGUCACUGUAUUUGCCAAUGACAUGUUUGGAUGAACAAAUGUCGGACUGGUUAAUACUUUACGCAUGGACUAACCCAAACAUGAGGCAGGCGACUGCUUCACCAAUACUUUACUGAAUAUUGUUUUUCA
Messenger RNA from Owenia fusiformis, 1729 nucleotides. NCBI's taxonomy places the organism in Eukaryota, Metazoa, Annelida, Polychaeta, Sabellida, Oweniidae. The record is from the annotation of a GenBank genome assembly.